GCUAUCAGCUCUAUCCCAUUGGCAAUGGCGAUCGAUCACCAAAAUUUCAAAUCUGACAGAACAACUCUACUCAUCUGAGAGAGAGAGUUUCCCUCGUUCCGUUAUUCUUCUUUCUUUUAAGUUUCAAAACCAAAAUCUCUUCCAAAAUUUCUUGAUUCCUGAACAAUGAUCGAAAAUCUUCGAUCUCGCAUCUCUCUGUUCUUCUUCACCUUUCCAGAUCACAAGAAUCGAGGAAUCGGAUUCGAUUUGGCGUCUUUUUUCUCAUUUUUUUGGCUUCAAAAUUGAAACGUUCUUUGAUUUCAAUCUCAUUAACCGAUCUAACGAGGAACAAUCAUCGGUUGCUUUCGAUCGGUUUAGAUUUCCGACUGAAAUGAAAUGAUUUCUCAUUUCGUCAUUUUGGUUUGAACUCCAUCGAUCUUUUUGUGGAGGAAUUUGCUGCAAAUGUGCGUUUUUUGUGGAUUGCGAACGAUUAUUGUAAGUUCAGUUCUGCGUUCUUUUUCAAUCAUUCGAUGACUUGUAAUCCGGAUUUGAUCCUCUACGCCUGCGUUUCCAAAGGAACCACGGUUCUCGCCGAGUUCAGCUCCGAUGACAAAGAAGUGGAAACCCUAGCCUUGCAAUGUAUCGAAAAGACUCCCAAUCUUCAUGCAAUGUUUUCUCAUAACUGCGGGAAGAAGAUCUAUACCUUCUUGAUGGAAGAUCCUUUUGUAUAUUUUGCUAUCUACGACCCAAAGUUGGGUAAAUCACAGGGUCUUGGUUUCCUCAAGCGCUUAAAGGAAGCGUUCAUGAAGUUCUUCCGCAAGACCGAACCUUUGAAAAGCUUAGAUGAAAUCCCCAAUUAUCACUUCCAGGCAAAAUUCACUCCCAUUUUUCACGAAUUAUUGAAUUAUUCAGGGGAGCUGAAUAUAUUGCCGCCGCCGCCUCCACCACCUGAAAUUAUCUACAGAGAUCGCCGAAACGUUAGUGUUGAUUCCAAGUCUGGAAAAUUGGUUGUAUCAAUUCCGUUGCUUGAGAAGCCGCCAAGCAAGAAUUCAAAGAAGAAGAAGAAAAAUAAGAAGAGAGAUUCGGACGAGAUGGAAACAAAUAGCAGAGAUAUCCCAAUUGAAAAAAUGGUAAAUGUAGUUGAAGAUGGCAAAGAAUUCUCUGUUUUGUCCCAAAAGAAUGGCCUUCACCAAGGAAGCUUAAUACGUCAACAGGCUCAGAAAAAAUGGUGGCGAUAUGUUGGGAUAGCAUUGUUGAUAGAUAUAGUGAUCUGCACUGCUCUGUUCGGUGUAUGGCUCUUGAUUUGCAGGGGUUUUAAAUGCAUCAGAGAAUGAUUUAAUCAACCAUUUGCUCUGUAAAUUUUCUGCUCCAAAGACAACCUGGUUGGCAUUUUCUGGAUGAACAAUGUGAAAUCUGUUUUGGAUUCUUUGAUGUUGCCGUGUUCUUCACAUUCUUCUCUACUGGGUAACCAUCAUCUUCCUCUUCUUCUUAUUCCGACCAUUCUAUGAUGCUAAACCUUUCAGAGUUUGGAUUAUGCUUUAAUUUAUCGUUCUAAGAUUUGAAUUUCUGAUGAACGUUGCCAUU
Messenger RNA from Macadamia integrifolia, 1563 nucleotides. RefSeq names its product phytolongin Phyl2.2. The transcript has a single exon. Gene Ontology annotation, cellular component: membrane. NCBI's taxonomy places the organism in Eukaryota, Viridiplantae, Streptophyta, Magnoliopsida, Proteales, Proteaceae. The coding region runs from base 510 to 1313 and encodes 267 amino acids. The record is from RefSeq and is a predicted model, not a curated record.